UAAUUCACCAACUGCGUAUUUGUGAAUAGCUACAGAAACAGAAAAAGAACUGUUUUUUACUUUCCCUGUUCAGUUUUUCUAGUCUCAAACAAUCAGGGAGACUGUGUUGUAUAAAUCUAAACAAUGUCAGAUGAUAAGAAUCCUCUGGGUCAGCUCAGGGACCUGGUGGAGCUGAAAGACCAGCUGGAGGACAUCCAGAAACGAGUGGAAGACGAAAUACAAGCUGGGAUUCCUCCAGGAGGCAGUCUGCUCGCUUCUCCGUUCUUGAAGGGUUUCCUGGCCGGUUAUGUGGUUGCCAGGCUGCGCUCUUCGGCGCUCAUGGGUGUUGCAGUAGGAACGUGCACGGGGAUAUACGCGGCACAAAACUACGCUGUACCAAAUAUUGAAAACACCGUCAAGGAAUACAUACAGAACCUGAAAGGACGACGUAAAUGAGGAGAAAGUGGCAAAAUAGCGAAAGUUUACAACAUCAAAGUGGUGCUGGUACAGCUGUGAUCGACUGUCUAUAUAACACUCAGUCCCAAUUUGAUCAAAUUUGUGCACCUGCACAAGAACAAAGAGCGGCAGAAUAUGUUUGGUAGACAUGCUCUAAUUACAGACGCACUAAUUAGUCAGUCAGAGAUCAGAGUCAACCAAUCACCUCCGAUUGCUCAUCAUGUAAAAUGCUGAAAAUAUCUGAUAAUAUUUCCCUCCGUUCAUUCAGUUAAUCAUGAUUAACGAAGGUCUACAAUGAACCAAAGUUAUGUCAUCUUUUUAGUUUACUAAAAAUCAAUCAAUCAAUCAAUCACUUUAUUUUGGUGAUUAUUUCACUAUAUUUAUUAUGUAAGACUUCAAGACAUUUACUUCCAAUCAUAACUUUGUGCUGGAUUUAAACUACUCGCCUGUGUAAAAAGAACCAGGAUCACUUUUUUUUCUUCUCUCUCUUCUGUGUUUAAGUCUUUAGAAAAUAAAAUGAGAAUCGGCCUCGAUGUUAAAGAAAACUGGAAAUAUGUGUUGGCCAGGAAAAGCUUGAUCAUUGCAUCUAUAAUUUUAAAAUAAUGCUGUGGUGUUGCUCACCACCAAUUAUGAGUUUUCUUUAACAUCUCAUGUCCUCAGUCGAUCAGAAAUGACCUGUAGGCGCCUUAAUCAAUGUACUUUGUUUUUGUUUGUUUUUUUCUGUGUAUAAAAGCCUCAGCUCAUUAGAUCCCAACUGUUUUUUUGUUUUUUUUUCCUUUUAUUAUUAUUAUUAUGAUAGAACAUUUAUGGUAUAAAGUGGCUUGCCUACAUCACUUUCCUUUUUUGGUUACAGAAUUCAUGUAACUAUUGUUUUUGUUGAAUGUUUAAAAUUACUUUCCUGAUUUACAAGUUGGGACACAUUUUUGCCCCCCUGAUUGCGUCCAACUCUCCC
Messenger RNA from Gambusia affinis (western mosquitofish), 1387 nucleotides. Its product is annotated as SLC35A4 upstream open reading frame protein-like. The transcript is spliced from 3 exons. Lineage: Eukaryota; Metazoa; Chordata; Actinopteri; Cyprinodontiformes; Poeciliidae. The record is from RefSeq and is a predicted model, not a curated record. Bases 124 to 435 code for a protein of 103 amino acids.